Kwoniella shivajii is the source of this 1974-nucleotide messenger RNA. RefSeq lists its product as uncharacterized. Gene Ontology annotation, cellular component: membrane. NCBI's taxonomy places the organism in Eukaryota, Fungi, Basidiomycota, Tremellomycetes, Tremellales, Cryptococcaceae. The record is from RefSeq and is a predicted model, not a curated record. The transcript has 10 exons. The coding region runs from base 1 to 1974 and encodes 657 amino acids. Gene Ontology annotation, molecular function: acetyl-CoA transmembrane transporter activity.
AUGGCUCCUAAACGAUCUACUCGAUCAGCACGAAACAUCAGUACUCAAGCACAAACUACAUCGACUGAGCAUCCUACAUCAUCAUUGACAAAACGAAUCACAAGGUCAACUACGCAUAUAUCCGAACCAUCACCUUCACGUUCAAGUGACACCUCUUCAUCUUCCUCUGUCACAGGCACAACUCCCCCGUCCGAUCAAGAUAUUUCCCAUAACAUGUUACACCGUGAAUCACAUACGUUACGAGGUAGGAACGUUGAAGAUAUGAAUGAUAUUGAGGAGAAAGGAUUAUUGAGAAGAGAAAUAUCAAUAACGGAUGAUGAAGAUACCAUAUCCUCACCCAGAAGGAGAAGGAGUGGUAAGGAGAAAGAAAGGUUUGAGAAGAUAGAGCUGGACGAGGAAGGCGAAUCGGAAGGUUUAAGCAGUAAAAGAGAUAAAGAAGCUUUUGCUUUACUUGUAUUACUCUACAAAAAAGCUGAUCCCGAUGAUAGGUUACAAGGUAUACCAUUAGGGUUAACAUUCGGUACUCUACCUUUCCUUCUAAAAUCACAUUUAUCAUAUUCUCAAUUAGCAGUAUUCGCGUUAUCUACAUGGCCUUACUCGUUGAAAUUGCUUUGGUCACCUAUAGUAGAUGCUUGGUUUGUCAAAGGUUGGGGAAGAAGGAAAAGUUGGAUUGUACCUGUUCAAGGUAUAGUGGGAUUGGGAAUGUGGUGGAUCGGUGGAAGAGUUGAAGGCUGGUUAAAUGAGGAAACAAUAGAUAUUAGAUUCAUUACAGGUGUAUUUGGCUGUUUGAUAUUGGCAGCCGCCACUCAAGAUAUCGCGGUAGAUGGUUGGGCUCUCACCCUUCUUUCUCAACCUAAUCUAUCAUACGCUUCUACAGCUCAAACGAUCGGAAUUGGAAUUGGAAACGCUUUAAGUUUUACCGUAUUCUUAGCAUUUAACAGUGUGGACUUUUCAAAUAAAUAUUUCCGCUCAACUCCACUCGAGUAUCCUCUAGUCUCCCUAGGAGGAUUCUUACGCUUCUGGGCCGUGGUCUUUGUCUUCAUCACAAUACUAAUCGCUGUAUACAAGACUGAAGAUCCACCUGCUGAAAAUGAUCCCGAUAUGGACGUGAAGAAAGUGUAUAAGAUCAUGUGGAGUAUUGUACGACUGAAAAAUAUUCAAUCAUUCCUCUGUGUACAUCUGGUAUGCAAGAUUGGAUUUAUGGUGAACGAUUCAGUGACAGGACUUAAAUUGCUUGAAAAAGGAUUAUCAAAGGAAGAUUUAGCAAUAGCUGUUUUAUUGGAUUUUCCAGCUCAAAUGGCUGUAGGAUGGUUAGCAGCUAAAUGGUCACGUCCCACUUCAACUUCAUCAAGACAUCCUCUAACUGGUAAUGGCAGUGGUACUAGUAAUAAACAGGAAGAAGGUUCAACGGUACUCAGACCUUGGUUAUACGCUUUCUGGGCAAGAUUGAUCAUGGCAAGUAUAGCUACUUUAGUCGUUAAAGGUUUUCCAAAAGGUCCAAUUGGAAAUGGAUAUUUCACUUUAGUAGUUUUGACCACUUUACUCUCUUCUUUGACUAGUACCGUUCAAUUUGUUGGAAUAUGUGCUUUCCACACUCAAAUAGCUGAUCCUCUAAUCGGCGGUACAUACAUGACUCUGCUGAAUACAGUAUCGAACUUGGGUGGAACAUGGCCUAAACCAUUAAUAUUACGUUCAGUCGAUUUACUCACAGUAGCAACGUGUUCCAUACCAUAUUCGACUUUAUCGGAAAAAUCAGCUUUGGCAACGACUCCGAAUGAGUGUAUUUCAGAGAUGGGUAAACAUGCAUGUUCCAAUGUAGGAGGUGAAUGUAUUGUCGUCAGAGAUGGAUACUAUAUUAUGAGUAUGGUUUGUGUAACUCUAGGAGCGGCGAUAUUGAUUGGAUUCGUAUUACCUACAAUCAAGAAGUUAUCCGCUUUACCAAUGUCCGCUUGGAGGGUGAAGAUACCUAACUAG